UUGUAAUAGAAAGCAAAAAUAACAUGAUAAAUUUUAUAAUCUUAAUGAUCUUGACGAUCUCAAGCUGAGCAAGUUAAAUAACUCCAUUGUCAUGAUAAUGUACGAUGGCUAUCAGUAAGAUAACAAGUUAUCAAAAUUGUUACUUUACUUAAUUAUAUGGCAAAAUAUAAUUAAUUAACUAUACAAAUAUCAAAUUCAUUUCUCCUAAAUGUAACGAAAAUGAAUGAUGUCAUAAUUUGGUAUGAAUUCCAGCGAACAUAUGUGUGAUGACCGGCGGCGCAAUGAUAGUCUGGUCUAAUCCAGUUUUGUUGAUGCUCAGCGAAAAUCCGGUAAAUGAAGAAAAUCCUCUGGGUCGGCCUAUCAGCGCGGGAGAGACAUCUUGGAUCGGAGCACUGCCUGCGACUGGUGCACUGAUCGGAAGUCUUUUUCCUGGAUACUUUGCUGAAAGGUGAUAAAUAUUUAUUACUGUGAUUAAUUAAUUGAUAUAUUUGUAUAUGACAAAUAUAGAAACCGUCGAUUGCAGAUGGGGGAGACGGACAACUUUAUUGGCCAGCAUCGUACCGUCAAUCUUAAGCUGGACACUGACUGGUACAGGAAAAAGUAUAGGAGUCCUCUGUGCGGGGAGAUUUAUUUCAGGCCUAGUGAUUGCUAUUGCAUUUAACAUAACUCCGAUGUACUGUGGGGAAAUAGCAGAGACUUCAAUUCGAGGGAUACUUGGUGCAUUUUUUCAAGUAUCUAUUACUCUUGGUCAAUUAUUUGCAUUCAUUAUUGGUCCGUGCGUUUCUUACACCCAUUACUGGAUCGCUUGUGCCGCAUUACCGAUCACUUUCUUCGUUCUCUUCUUACCCAUGCCAGAGUCCCCGCAUUACCUGGCGGCAAAAGGUCGGACAGAGGACGUCAUCAAGGUGCUGGCAAGGCUGCGCGGAAAGAGCGCAGAUGCUGUGCAAAACGAAGCGCAGGAAAUUAAGGCAUAUGUUCAAAAAUCUUACUAUGAAAAAGGGACGAUCAUGGACUUGUUUAAGGUCAAGGCUAAUUUAAAAGCACUAAUUAUUACAUGCGCAUUAGUAACUUUCCAAGAGAUCAGCGGCAUCGGUGUAGUCAUUAGUUACUCAGGACUUAUAUUUGCAAGUGCUGGAAAUUUCGGUAUCAGCUCGUCACUGGAAACUAUUAUCAUAGGAGUAGUUCAACUAAUUGGUUCGUGUGUUAACCCACUGAUUGUCGACCGAUUGGGACGUAAGAUCCUAUUGAUCAUCUCUGGUACAGGAUCCGCUCUAAGUCUUGGAGCACUUGGCCUCUUCUUUUAUCUUAAAGAUGCAGCAAAAAGUGAUGUCAGUGGCAUUGGUUGGUUACCAUUAACUGCACUGAUUAUGUACAUCGCAACUUAUAGUGUUGGAUUGGGUCCCCUUCCUUGGACAAUUACGGGCGAGAUAUUUUCCCCGGAAAUAAAGUCCAAAGCAUCGGGAAUAACUGUUUUAACUUGUUGUUUUAUGGCAGUUGUUGUGAGCAAAUAUUUUAUAAAUAUUGCUACGGCAUUUGGUCAUUACACAGCAUUUUGGAUUUUCAGCUGUUUUUGCAUUAUCAGUAUUUUUUUUACUAUAUUUGUUGUACCAGAAACUAAAGGAAAAUCAUUACAAGAAAUUCAAAACGAACUUAGUGGCAAAGCUGAUUUUAAUGAAAAGACAAAAAAAAAGCUGUAACGCUUACAAUAAUGAAUAAUACGAGACGGCAGCUCUUAUGAUGCUAAGUCGCGAGGGAUUACAUUACAAUAACGACUAAAAAAUUUAAUAAUAAUAAUUAUCAAUGUAAUAAUAAUAAUAAUAAUAAAAUAAAAUGAUGUACGGAUAUAUUCUUUGCACAUUUAUAUAAUUUUACAUCCGUAAUCAUUAAUAAUCUAAAUGUAGCGGACAUUAUUUAAUGACUUAUGAAAUCACUACUCUAUUUGUAAAAUAAAAUUAUUUGAUAUUUUA
This is a messenger RNA of Microplitis mediator, 1967 nucleotides long. Its product is annotated as facilitated trehalose transporter Tret1-like. Gene Ontology annotation, molecular function: transmembrane transporter activity. Lineage: Eukaryota; Metazoa; Arthropoda; Insecta; Hymenoptera; Braconidae. Gene Ontology annotation, cellular component: membrane. The coding region runs from base 495 to 1697 and encodes 400 amino acids. The transcript is spliced from 3 exons. The record is from RefSeq and is a predicted model, not a curated record. Gene Ontology annotation, biological process: transmembrane transport.